Messenger RNA from Cucumis melo (muskmelon), 1275 nucleotides. Its product is annotated as ATP-dependent Clp protease ATP-binding subunit CLPT1, chloroplastic. The record is from RefSeq and is a predicted model, not a curated record. Bases 151 to 855 code for a protein of 234 amino acids. NCBI's taxonomy places the organism in Eukaryota, Viridiplantae, Streptophyta, Magnoliopsida, Cucurbitales, Cucurbitaceae. The transcript has 6 exons.
GCUUCAAAAGGACCCUAAGCUGCGCCCAAUUCGGAGAGCAAGAAGCUCACGAAACGCCAUAGCCAUACCCAACCAAAACUAUCUUCCUUCUCAGUAAAUAUCAACUCUGCUUUCAUCCUCCUUCUAAAUUGAGCUUUUCUUAGUCUUCUAAUGGCUGCUACUCGCUUGAAUUCUCUUUCGUUUUCCCAACUCCCAUUAUCCCUUCCUUCUCAAUCUAAUUGCUAUUCUUUAGAACACAAACCUCUACUCUUUCCCCUCACCCCCCUAAUCGAGCUGAAGCUCGCAAUUAAGCGUUCUAAUGCCACCCAUCCCGUCUCGAAGUUCACUCGCCGUGCCACCGCUGCAACUGUAUCGUUUAGCCUCCCGGCUUCGAAACCCGAGGGCGUUUCCCCCGAGAAACUUCCUAAAUGGUCAGCAAGAGCAAUAAAGUCAUUUGCAAUGGCAGAAUUGGAAGCAAGGAAACUCAAAUAUCCAAAUACUGGCACAGAAGCUUUGCUAAUGGGAAUUUUGAUUGAGGGAACGAGUACUGCUGCCAAAUUCUUAAGGGCUAAUGGAAUUACACUUUUCAAAGUAAGGGAAGAAACUGUAAAGCUACUUGGAAAGUCUGACAUGUAUUUCUUCAGUUCAGAGCAUCCUCCAUUGACUGAGCCUGCCCAGAGGGCACUUGAUUGGGCUGUUGCGGAGAAGCUAAAGUCAGGCCAGUCUGGAGAAAUAACUACAGGUCAUUUGCUUCUUGGUAUCUGGUCAGAGGAAUCAGCAGGUCGCAAGAUCUUGGCCACCCUUGGCUUUGACGAUGAGAAGGCAAAAGAGAUUGCAAAAACUGUGGACAAGGAUGCAACUUUCAGUUAUAAGUAGAUGGAUCAUGUAGGAAGAUGUGAUGCGAUUUUCAUAUUUUUGCGGAUGGAAUCCUUAAAAAGGACCCCCCCAAAUGAGAUUCACAUGAUUUGGAUCCUUGUGCAUCCAUUUGGUGAUAUAGUGAUUUGCCUGUUUAAUCAGCACCUGCCGUUCAACAUUAUCAGCUUCAUUUUGAAUUGACUAUUGUUCGAACUUGUUGAGUGCUGGUAUGGUACGCUACAUUUCAGUGGUCUCAGGAGUGUUCCCCGGCUUUUCUUGGACAAGCAACCUAAGUUGAAAGGGAAUAAUUACCUCAAUAAUUAACACAUCCCAUUCUUAAUUUAGUAUUUGCAAGACAUCCUCAAUUACUUUUCAAUUUGUUUAAUAUUUUAUCUUUGUUUCUUUAAUUCUUCUUAAUAUAUGGGGUUUUGCUUGCCAAAA